AAUAGGAUUUGCAGGUAUAGGCCUACUCCCCACGGUCAUGAUGACGUCAUUUUGUUCAAGGUAGGCCUAUAAGCGUAGAUACCGCGGAGAAUGUUUCACAUUUGAGCGAGAGAGCUGGAGCAAGCUUCCAGAAUCAAAUUCCAGUUGAUUAGAAAACAAUUCCCGCAAUGAUUUUCCCGCGCUUCGGCUUGUUGGUGGCACUCGUGCUCCUAUCCGCUUGGUGCGGUGACGCCCGUCUUGGCGGGCGAAGUGCUAGAAGCGGUGGCGGUGCUCCCGGUGCAGGUCGAGUUCGACGAUGCUCGGGGGGCAACGCACCGAUCAGGGAUGCGCGCGACAAGCCCAACUUCGUUAUAUUCUUCGCAGACGACAUGGGCUACGGCGAUCUGGCAUCUUACGGACACCCGACCCAGGAGAGGGGACCAAUCGAUGACGUCAUGGUGGAGAACGGUAUUAAAUUCACACAGGGGUACGUCCCCGACACCGUGUGCACCCCUAGCCGUGUAGCGCUCUUAACAGGUCGGUAUCCGGUUCGAUCUGGAGUUUUCAGUGGCACUGGUGGAUCCCGGGUGUUCCUCCCAUGGACUAGGUCCGGUCUUCCAUCCACUGAACUCACCAUCGCAGAAGCGCUCAAGGAGGAGGGCUACACUACAGGCAUGGCUGGCAAGUGGCAUCUAGGGCUGAAUUCAGAAACCCGUGACGACGGGGUCCAUCUUCCGAUGCACCACGGUUUCGACUUCGUAGGCCACAUCCUCCCGUUUACCAACAGUAUGGCAUGUGAUGAUACAGGGCGCUUCGUAGAUUUCCCUGACGUCACCAAAUGUUUCCUGUACAAGCGAGAUCAGAUAGUCGCUCAGCCAUUCAACCAUACCUACCUCACGCAGACGUUUGUCAACGACGCUGUCUCAUUCAUCGAAGACAACGCCCAUGAUCCCUUCUUCUUCUACUUCCCCUUCUCGCACCCCACGUACCUCUAUACGCCUCGCCUCGAUUCGCUGGAAAGUCCCAACGCGGUAAGCGAAUACGGCGACAACAUUAAUGAGAUGAGUUGGGCAGUAGGCGAGGUGAUAGAUGCCCUAGAAGCUAAGGGGCUUUCUCAGAACACCCUGGUCUUGUUUCUCGCCGACCACGGGCCCCAGCCCGAGUACUGCGCUCAUGGGGGCGAUCCUAGCAUUUUCAAAGGAUACAAGACCAAUACAUGGGAGGGAGGCAUACGCGUUCCCUUCGUCGCUUACUGGCCCGGGCAGAUAACGCCUCGUGAAUCGGACGCGCUCGUCAGUACUCUCGACAUCAUGAGAACCGUUGUGGACCUCGCUAACGGUACGCUCCCCGACGAUACUGCCUACGACGGCGAAGUAAUCACCGACGUCCUGUUGAAAAACGCCCCGUCGCCGCACGACGUCCUGUACCACUACUGCAAGGACCGGCUCAUGGCGGUUCGAUCCGGUCCAUACAAGGUUCAUUACUUCACUCACCGAGUCCAGACUCAGGAUUAUUUCGCUGGGGAAUGCCAAGACGGCGGACUGCCGUUGGCACACUACUUCGACUGCUACCACUGCUACGAUUCGUGCGUCACCGAACAAGAUCCACCGCUCAUCUACAACGUCGAGCAUGACCCCAUUGAGGCGUACCCGCUGAACACAACACUGGAUUCUUCACUCGCUGAGUUCAUGGUGGAUCUGCAGGAGAAGGUGACGGCUCACAUAGCAUCGGUGACUGUAGCGGUGCCUUUGUUGGAUGACAAAGACCCAACAAAGUCCAUCACUCCUUGCUGCGACCCUGACACUAACUGCGUAUGUAACUACGGACCUGUCGAUGGGCCAUACAACUAAAUAGCGGAAGCGUGAGAAGAAAGCCGUCUAAAGAAGGAAGGAGAUAUUAUAGAGGGGGAGAUGAAGAGAGGGGAGAGAGGGGAAAGAGAGAGAGAGACAGACAGAGAGAGACAGAGAGACAGAGCAAAAUAGAGGGAGGAUGGGAGGAAAGAGGGAAUGAGUCUUCUGCCAUUUUUUCAUAAAUAUAAAUGACAGGAGUGUUUUUAAACAAAUAAAAAGCAAAUUGAAUAGAUCAAAUGGCGCUUGGUAGCUCGCUUCCUUUGCUCGCUCGUAUUAUAUAGUUAUGUGCUACAUCAAUAUAGCAAAGGUUAAUUGUCUGAAAUGUGUAAUUUUCAAGGAAAUACUAAUUUUUUUGUUUUCCUUUUAUCAAGGUGUUCACAUGAUAAUUCCUUUUCCUUCUGGAAUAUGUGUCAUUGUAUUUUGCAACCUCUUAUUUCCUCCCUUAUACACCGCUGAUAGUAUAAACAUGGUGUAUUUUUAUUAAAAUUCGGUGUUAUUUUUGUACAGGCAUCUUUUUAUUAGUAGCAGGUUGUUAGUUGUUUCAGCUAUGGUUCAUAUAGUGCAAUAGUCACAAGCUUUCUGUAUGUUCUGUGAUAUUUACAUUUUCUAACAGUACUUGAACUGUUUUCUCUCUAUAAAAAAAAAUAGUAUAUAUUUUCGUGAUUAUUUGAUUAAACAUCUCUUCAAAUAUAUUCAAAUA
Messenger RNA from Strongylocentrotus purpuratus (purple sea urchin), 2529 nucleotides. Its product is annotated as arylsulfatase. Gene Ontology annotation, molecular function: arylsulfatase activity. The coding region runs from base 168 to 1829 and encodes 553 amino acids. The record is from RefSeq and is a predicted model, not a curated record. The transcript is spliced from 6 exons. Lineage: Eukaryota; Metazoa; Echinodermata; Echinoidea; Camarodonta; Strongylocentrotidae.